Messenger RNA from Leishmania mexicana MHOM/GT/2001/U1103, 2721 nucleotides. RefSeq names its product cysteine peptidase, Clan CA, family C19,putative. Gene Ontology annotation, biological process: protein deubiquitination. The coding region runs from base 1 to 2721 and encodes 906 amino acids. Lineage: Eukaryota; Euglenozoa; Kinetoplastea; Trypanosomatida; Trypanosomatidae. Gene Ontology annotation, molecular function: cysteine-type endopeptidase activity; cysteine-type deubiquitinase activity. The record is from RefSeq and is a predicted model, not a curated record. The transcript has a single exon. Gene Ontology annotation, cellular component: cytosol; nucleus.
AUGCGCUCGGGGUACGUUGGCAUCUACAAUCAAGGUAGCACGUGCUACCUAAACUCCGUCAUACAAGCGCUGUACCACCUGCCCGCCUUCCGCACUCAAAUUUAUAACCUGCCGAAUGUGCAAAAGGACUCCGUUGCACUCGCUCUACGUGACGUGUUUGCGCAGCUGGAGGUGCGCAAUCGUAACACCACCACGACGGAGCUGACCAAGGCUUUUGGCUGGUCAGCACAGGAGGCGGCAGUGCAGCAUGACGUUCAUGAGCUGAUGCAGCAGCUCUUUGACAGCCUCGAAACGACGUUGAAGGAGACGCCGAAGAAGAACAUGAUCCGUGACAUGUUCGGCGGCUUGAUGAUCUACCGGUCUCGUGCCAUAGACGGCGCCGAAUACCUCUCUGACCGCCUUGAGGACUUCUACGACGUGGAGCUGGUAGUGCAGAACAAAGCAAACAUCGAGGAGUCACUGCGGGAGUUCUCAUCGGGAGAGCGGAUCGAGGGUGUCUCUGUGGAGGUAGUGCCUGGUGCGGACGCGACGCCGCAUACGAUUGAGCGCAGCCAACACUUCCUCGACUGCCCCAAGGUGCUCUUGGUGCACCCGAACCGCGUGGCCUUUGACAUGGAAACAUACGAGCUGGUCACGCUACGUAAUGUGUGGAGUUUUGAUUUCAACUUAUCGCUGGCGAGCUACGUUGUCGAUGACGCCUCGCUGAAGCUCGACAAGGAGAGUCAAGAAAAAUGGAAGAAGCUUAGCCACCGCACCCACCUCAGCGCGAACUAUAGCCUGCGCUCCAUCCUCACGCACGCCGGCGAUGCCACCAUCGGGCACUACUAUGUAUACGUCAACUUCGACGGGGAGUGGGUGCGCUUCAACGACGAAGUGGUCGAGUCGGCAACGGAGGAGGAUGUGCGCAAGUCCGCGUUUGGCGGGCAGUCGAUUCAAUCGCGCUAUCGCCUCUUUGACAACGAGCGCGCGUCGCUGCUUAUCUACGUGAACGACGAUGUCAAGGAGGAGCUGCUGAGCGAGACGCCGCCACCGAGCGCGAUCGUCGAGGUGGGGCGCAGCAUUGAGGAGGAGCGCGCUAGGAAGGAGGAGACGCACAAGGUGAGCUACUACCUAUGCGACAAGUCCGUGGUGGACGUGUUCGACGGCGUGCACGGCGCCUCCGACAAGCUGCAGCGUCACAUGUCCGUGCGCCUGUCUCCCGGUCAAGAUGAAAUGGCCGCCAUCAUCACUGCCGCAGCGAAGGAGCUGCACGUAGCGCCCGAGCAGAUUCGCAUCUUCUGCCGAGACCGUCACGGUCUCUCCCCGUGGUGCGCUGUUGAGUCGAUGUGCAACUCGUACGACUCAUACUAUUACCCUCCCAUUUUCGUCGACAUCGCGCCGCCGCUCGCGGAAGAGGAUGCGGCGUCCGCCACGACCGCCGCUGCCGCCGCCGAGCCGUUCCUCGCGUUCCUCCGUCAUGUCGAAUCGCCGCACGACCGCGACAUCCCUGUCACGAUCGUCCGCUCCAUCCCGGAGCUGCAAGCGCGUGUGCCGCACGAUGCACUGGUGUACGAAAGCCGCGGCGGCCCGCAGUACCUGAGCGCUAUCACAGCGACGAACCAACUCGUGUGUGGGGCAAACUUACUGUACACGCACCAGCGCUCCUCCAACGACGCGGUGCGUGGGUACCUUCAGCACCGCCAGCUCGUCUGCACAAAGGUCUACCUGUACGACGACUACACCGCCGAGCUGACGGAGCUCUUUGAAAUACAUAUUGUCGAAUCCACGCCCUACACCACGCUACAGGUUGGGCUGUACAAGAUGAUGACAGAGUCGAAGAGGGGUCUGCCGCUCCCUCCCUCUCACAACCACCUCGCGUUCUUCAAGGGGAACGACCGAUGCAACUACGCCUUCGCGAUGCCCAUGGCGGCGUCGCUCACGAUUCAGUGGAACACGUACAAUCACACCCUCCGAGAUGUGUGGGGUAGCGUGCAGCACGAGCACAAAAUUGUCAUGACAAUUCUUCCAAUGCCGCUCGAAAAGAUCGACUUGACGGUGCUGGUGACGUUCAACGGAGGCUACAAUAACUUGCCUCACGUGUACGUUCCACUGGAGGGCGGCAGCGUUACUUUUCGCGAAGUUCUCGAGUUGAUGGUGCAGCAGCUGGGGACUCGUCUUCGGGCAGGCGCCGCCGCGGGGUACGAACAGCAGCUUGCCGGACAGGCACGACUGCUGCGGCUGCUGCGGGUCCGGCGGGGCGAGCUAGUGGAAGUGGUGGAGGACCUGGACACUCCGAUUGAUCUCGAGGCACGCGAGGACAUUGUCCUGGACAAGCUGUGUCCGGCACUGCCCGGGUACGAGCUCGUCAACGUGCUCUUCUGCCGCCGCCGCUCCGGAGAGUACUACUUCGGUCUACCAACGAACAUCUGCGUCAACUCGUGUCUAGAGGAGCAGGGGGAUGUGCUUCUUCGACGCAUCGUAAAGAAGCUCGGCUACCCUGAUCAGGAGGAGGCAAUGAAAAAGUGGAUACUUUGUGUAAUGAACGUCAAGUCGCGCAAAACGCGCACUGCCAGCAAGAAGGAGGUGCUGGCAGAUCUCAUCAAGGAGGUUGGCGGGGCACCGUUUGUGUUCGUUGUCGACCGUCCCCAGUGCUUGCUCCUCGACGGCAUUGAAGAGGAGGAGCAUCGGCCAGAGUCUAUCGUUAUCAAGUCUACCUCGAAGACAGACCUCUCCGCGGCUUAG